Henningerozyma blattae CBS 6284 is the source of this 6651-nucleotide messenger RNA. It is a transcript of the gene SIR4, whose product is annotated as chromatin-silencing protein SIR4. Bases 1 to 6651 code for a protein of 2216 amino acids. Lineage: Eukaryota; Fungi; Ascomycota; Saccharomycetes; Saccharomycetales; Saccharomycetaceae. The record is from RefSeq and is a predicted model, not a curated record. The transcript has a single exon.
AUGUCAGCUCAAUACUCAAUUAAACAUGCCAAUUCAAAUAAGACGAACAAACAUAAUAACAAUAAUCGUAUCAUGAAUACUCACGAUAUAAAGGCAAAUUCAGAAGAUCCAAUUAAGAAUCCUUCAUCUACUGAUCUUUAUUCAGGUCUUAACGGUGAUGGUGAAAGACGCUUGCAUUCUAAAAAAAAGCAUCACAAUAAAGCAAUUGGAAAUUCAGACGCUUCUAAAGUUUCAAAAUCGAGAUCAAUUAAUGCUCCUCAUCAUUCUUUAAUUGGUUCAAAAUACAAUUUGGCCGCAAAACCUAAAAUUAAUCGACCUAGGAAACCUUCUCCUCAAAUACGUCCGGUCACAUCAUAUUCAACUUCUCCUAAGAGUAGUAAGUUAUUAGACCUUCUGAGAUCAAAAAGAUCAAGUAAAUCAUCUUCGAGUUCAAGCAAAUCGUCACCAAGCUCAAACAAGUCAUCUUCAAAAUCAAAAAAAUCAACUUCAAAUUCAAAAAAAACUACAGAUUCUGCAGAUUCUACUCCUCGUAAAAAUUCAACAAAAGUCACACCGUUCCUACAAGGUGUACAUGAGCUAUUAACAGAAAGUAGUUCUUCUAGUAAUAAUUCAAUUGGUAAAAACACAGAACUCCCAAGUAAAUUACAUAUUACUACUUCAAAUAAUACCAGUAUCGCAACAACACAAAAUAAGGAACAUUCUAAUACUUCAAGUAAAUCAUCUACACCAACUUCAAGUAAUACAUAUACUAGUACUGAAAUUGUAACAAAAAUUUCUCCCCAGACUGAAACAACUGACUCUUCUCAGAAUGUGGAAAGGCCUACUCAAAAAGUCAAAAAAUCCACUGAAAAUGAAGCAAAUAGCUCAACUCAAAACAAAAAAGCUUCCACUCAAAAUAAGGCAAGUACUUCUUUGCAACAGGUGAAAAACUCUUCCGGUCAAAAUGAGAUAAAUGAGGCGUCUCAAAAAGUGGAAAAAUCUACUCAAGAUACGGUGAAGUCUUCAAGUCAAAAUGGGAUAAAACAUUCUUUACCAAAUGGUGAAGAUGAUUCUUCUCAAACUAUGCCCAAGCCUUCUACCAAGAAUAUAGUAAUUACAUCUUCUGCAAUGGAUGGUGAUGAUUCUGUUCAAAAGAUGGAAAAGUCUAUGGCAAACUCUUCAACUCCGUAUGAGACGAAGCAUUCAACCCAAACUGAGAAAAAUGCCACUACUCCAAUCGUGGAAAAAUCUUCUGCUCAAAACGAGGCAACUGCUUCUACUCCAAUUGAGCCAAAUAAUUCCACUGAAGAUAUACCAAAGUCUUCUACUCAAAAAGAGGCAAAUGCUUCUACUUCAAAUGUACCAAAUAGUUCUCCUCAAAAGGUGAGAAAGCCCUCUGUUCAAAGUGUAGCGAAGCCAUCAUUCCAAAAUGCGAUCAAUGAUAUUCCAAAUAUAACAAAGUCUUCCACCCAAAAUGAAACAAAUAAUUCUACUCAAGAUGUAGUAAAGCUUUCUACACAAAAUAGGACCACUAUUUCCAAACAAAAGGUGACACACGAUUCUGAUCAAAAAAUAAAAAAAUCUACUCAAAAUAAAAAAACUUCUCUCAGGCCAGGUAAAACGAUUACUUCUGAUCAAAAUGUUGCCACCUCUUUCAAUCCAGUUAAAAACAUCGAUUCUGCCCGAAAUGUGGAAAAGUCUCUCACUCAGAAUAGAACAAAUGAUCCUAGUCAAAAAGUUGAAAGGGCUCUCACCCAGAAUACAACAAGUGGUUCUCUUCACAAUUUACCAAAGUUUUCCAAUCAAAAUGAAACAAUUACUUUUAAUCAGAGGGUAGAAAAGCCUACCGCUCAGCUUAAAACAGUCGAUUCUGCUCAAAAUCUAGAAAAGGCUAUAACUCAAAAUAUGGUAAAGUCUCCCACUCACAACGUGGUAAAUGCUUCAAUCCAAAAUGUGACGAAUAUCUCUUCUCAAACUAUAAGACAGCAACCUAUUCAAAAUAAAGCAAAACCUCCCAAUCCAGAUGUGUCAAAUGCUUCUGCUCAAAAGGUGGUAAAUGCUUUCAAACAUAAGGCAGAAAAGAUUUCUGCUCAAAAGGUGUCAAACGCAUCUACUCAACAUAUAACAAAUAAUACCGCUCAAAACGUAGUUAAUACUUCUACUCAAAGUGAAGCCAAUACCUCUAUUCAAUAUAUGACAGAUGCCUCUACUGAUUCUAUAAAUGUUAUUACUCAAAAUGUGAUUAAUGCAAUUGCUCGAAAUAUGGCAGAGGCUAUAACUCAAAAUGAUGCGAAUAUUAUUAUUCAAAGUAUUGUAAAAGCUUUUGCUCAAAAUAAUACCAAAACUAUAACUCAGCAAAUUGCAAAUACUAUAAUACAAAAUAUGCUAAAGGCUUUUGCCCAACAUAACAUAAAUGUCCGUAAUCAAAAUAAUUUGAAUAUUAUCACUCCAUACACUGCAAAUAUCAUUACUCAAAGUAUGGUGAAAGCCAUUACCCAACAUAAUACAAAUAUUAUUGCUCAACAUAAUGCAAUUCUCCUUGCUAAAAAUAAUGAAAAACACCAUGCUCUACACAAUUCAAAACUCCAUGCUGUAAACCUCCUUGCACAACAUAAUGCAAAAACAAUUGCUCAACACGAUGAAAAUAUUAUUCCUCAACCUGUACCAAACUCUACUACUCCUAAUAAUUUCUCUGCAAAUAAUGCUAGACGAAUCAUUAAUUAUAACGGUUUAUCAAAGGAUACUAACAAACUAUCUUAUGUUCCCAGGACUUCUUCAAGGAAUUCACCACCCAUUAACUCUACUUUAGGUGAACCCAUUCACAGGGUUCCAGUUCAACAGAACAAUUCAGCAAAAGAAGCCAUUUAUGGAUCUACACCUAAUGCCAAUAUAAAUAUUUACAAUUCUAAAAAUAAUAAUACUAUGGCUACAAGACAGGAUAAACAUCCUAGAAACAAUUAUUCGUCUCAUUUAGUAUCUUCUAAUGCUAUUUAUGAAAAUGAAAAUCCAACUACAUUUGUUUUUGAUCCCUCAGCUUCAAUCCAAGGUGCUAUCUCAAAUGGAAAGACUAAUAUACAAUUAAUUCCAAUAAAAUCACAUAGUAAUCCUAACCUAAAUAAACUGAAUUAUGACAAAAAUGCAUUGACCCGAAAUGGCCCUAAUAUUUCGAAUCAUAUGGGAAACUCACACAAAAAAAUACCUGAUACUGACAAUACUAUAAGCAGUAGUAACAAUUCUGGAUACAAUAAUAAUGAUUUAUUAGUUUCCAAUCCCUCAAACAAGGCUAUAAAUACGUCCACUGUAAAAACUAGUAGUCCAUUAUUGAAUAUUUCUUCAAAAUCUUAUUUAUUUAGAAAAAGCGAUAUAUCAGAGUUCAAUCCUUUAACUGGCACACCUUACAGUGGACAACAGAACCAACAAUUACCUCAAAUGCCAUCUAGAUCUGCAAUGACUAAUCACAAUAAUACGUAUUCUGGUCCUGCACCAAUAGUGUAUUCCAGACUGCGACAAGAACAAUUAGCUCAAUUACCUAAUUAUCAAGUGCCAAAUAGUUUAAGGCAUCCAGCUUCAAAUUCGAUUUCAGAUGCUAGUAAAGAUUUUAUCCAAAAUAUACAAAGUUCACAAUACAGCAAUUCCUCGGCAGGCAUGCCAUUAAACCAAAACAUAUUAAAUAAUAAUGAUAAACAAACAAUUGUAACCUCUUCAACUCCCAAUACUAAUAAGGUUUACACUAAAACUUCAACGAUUAACAUUGAAGGAAAUAGACGCAUCUUGCUUAGUCAAAUCCAUGGACCAGAGCAAUCCCUUUCAAAUUAUAAAAUUACGUUAUCUAAUGGUUUAAAGUUCGACUCUUUACAAAAAGAUGCCAAAAUUGCCGAAAAACUGGGUAGAUAUUUUGAUUGUAUAGCAUCUUCUACUAAAUUAACGGUAUCUGAGUCAAACCAGAAUAUCGUUGAUUUACUUCGAAAAAUGAAUAUGCCUAUAGAAACAUUACCAAUAGAAUCUAGUAAUUUUCCAAAAGUAUUUUCAGCCGCUCAAAAUACAAGCCCUAUGGAUCAAACCUCUGUCAAAGACCUGGAAAUAUUUAAAACUGGAAAACUCUUAAAUACACACACUUUUAAACCUUCGUCAAUAUCGAUAACAUCAAUCUUAAACGAAGCUACAAAAACUAGUGACCAAGUAACUUUAAUGAAUAAUAAAGGGAAUCCUAUUAUAACUCACCCAUCAAUUAAUAAUGACAAUUCUCAAAAUCAGAGUUCUAUAUAUUUAAAUGGCAAUGGCAAACGUAAUAGAGGGUCAGCAACCAGUGAAUUAGAACAUCGGGAAGCUGAAAUACAACCCACUAAUCCGAAUAUCAAAUUACAUGAUUCUAUAGGCAAGGAGCUUAAUAACACUAAAAAAGAUAGUGAAAAACAACUUAAUAAUGACCCUUUAACACUUAAUUUGGAAUCGAAAAUAAAUGAAAAAGUUCUUUAUUCUAAGGCAAGAUUACCACAGGAGAUCACUAUACCAAAAUCCAAUAAUGAUACACAACUAAUAUCUUCUGAUUUAGAUAAUAAAUUUCAAGAUACAUUAAAAAGUGGGAUGAUGGAAACUAUUAUUAUAUCAGAUAGUGACUUUUCAGAUCUUGAUUUGGAUCAAGAAGAAUCCGUGAAAAGAAGCUCUGAGCACGAAGAAGUGGUUCCAGCACAAUCCAGUACCCAGCAAGCUGUAUCAAAACCAAAAGAUGUAAAAAGACCAAUGCUCUUUGAGAAAAAUAAAAGAUUGGAUGACUAUGAUAAAUGCAGGAAAAAAUUUACAAGAGAUUUUAAUAUAUAUGCUAACUCCAAACUAAAAGGAAAAAACACAUUUUUAGCCUCUACAUUAAUUGAUUUACUGGAUACCGGUUUGAUACCUUAUAGUUCGUUGGAAGAAUCAUAUUAUGUUAGUGGGACUAAUGAUGUUUGUUCAAUACAAAAUUUCGUAACGUCAAAUGCUUUUAUUUUUCAACAACCUCAUAAAGGCAAUAGUAUUAAAUAUCUUGAAAUAGAAGAUAGAUUAAUUCAUAAAAAUGUAUCAUCAGAUCGUAAUAAGGGCAUAGAAAAUAAGCGAUUACCAAGGCUUCCCCAACCCACCGAUACCUCAAUGAAAAUCGAAUCAUCAAAUUCAGUUACACAGGAAGUUAAUGCCGUUGCUAGAAUUACAUCUAGAUAUAAAAACAUUAAUAAGGAAAGACCAUUAUCUAGCCAUUCUAGUAACCUUACAAACAAUGAUGUAAUGGCAGUCCAAUCAGCUAUUGAGAAUAGAAAUUCUAUAUCUUCUGAUACUCAACAGAAGGGAUCUGAUAUUCAUGCUAAUGAUUCGACAGAAAUCGAUAAUACUACUUUGCCAUCAAUAAAAGAGGCCAAAAAGGACAACACACGGCCCAAGCAUUCCAAGGUAAGGCUAGAUUGGAUAUCUAGAUGGAAGUAUUAUCUAAAAUUUUCUAUACUAUUUUUUGAUGAACAGUCUUUUAUUGAGAAUCCACCUCCAAAUAAUAUGUCAGCUGAUGAGCUGCUUUCAAUAGUUGCUAAGAUAAGAACUAUAUUUCUUGAAAAGUUUAAUUCAGAUUAUACAACAGAUAUUAAUAACAGGUUUCAUAUAUUUAUCUACAAUGAUACAUCAACUCAAGAACAAGUUAGUGUAUUAACUAAGAACUAUCUUACUGCAAAACAUAUCAAUGAUACUAGUCACAAAAUUAGAUUUUGGAACAUAAAUAAAGCUCUUAAAUUCAUCAAAGAUUUAGGUGUAGAUCUGAACGGAGAUGAUACUUCUUACAGUAAAAUGUAUGAGAAGGGUGCUAUCGAUGAAACUCCAUCUUCUUUACCCAAGAGCAAUGCUGUGAGUAAUACAUGGCCAUCAACUCAAACAGCUAACAAUCCAGAACCUAUUUCUGAUACUGGGAUUAAGGUUGCUGGGCAAACACCUGCUUACAAUGCAACAGUUAGUAAAUCUGAAGAACAUCGGAACAAGAACCAUACUUCUCAAAAAACUAACGAUCCAAAUCCUCUAUUUAGCCAAGUAAAAAAGGACAAUAUUAAAAAACCUGAAAUACAAGAAAAUAAAAUUGAGACUCAUAAUAACAUUAAAAAUUCCUAUACAAGUAAUCAAAGUUGCAGUGUGAAAUCCCAACACCGUGAAAAUGUCACUAAUAUUGAGGUUUCUGUAUCAAGUUCAAAAGCUAAUGAUAUUUUACAUGAUCUGGCUGAAAAUAAAUCAAAGAAUAUUUCUUCUAGCUCUUCCCUUAAUAAGCCCAAGCCCCCCAUUGAGAAUCUAAAAAAUUCUUCUAUCGAUAAAGCUAGAUCUUGCGAAAACAACAUCUCAAAAGAAGAACAUGUGCUGACAGUAAAUAACACUACUGAGACUGAAAACAAUGACAUAGAGAGUGAAGAAAUUAAAUAUAUGACUUCCUUAUUAGAAGAUGCUAAUGCUACCUUAGAUAGAAAGGACUAUGAGCUGUUGAAAGCUCAAAAAAUUAUCGAAGCUUUAUCAACUGAAGUACUGGAUUCCCAAAUACAAAUAGCUACUCUUACCAGUACUUUAAAUCUUUAUAAAAGGAAAUAUGAAAAUAUUUCUCAGAAUAAAAACAAUAUUUCUGGUAGGAGUACUCAAGAACCAAAAUGGAAAAAAGCAAAGAUAAACCAUGCAGACUAA